AUGCCUCCUAAGUCACGCCCCGCCCACGUGCUGCCUCCGCGCCCGUUGUUCACCACAACGUACCAGCGCCGCCAUGAGUUUUGUCAACGUUGUGUCCGCGCCCUGGGUGUCGACGCUGAUGCUGCCGUCUGUUCUGUCAACCCCGGUUCCGUCAAGUGCACCCGCUGCCAGGCCGGUCAUGCCGAUUGUCGCACGGCCUCCGAGGCCGUGUCCAAGGCCAUGAGUACAUCUGGCAAGGUGACCGCCGAGCUCCUCCCUCACGCCGGCGACGUCCCAGCCACCCCCCGCAAGGGGAAGGCCGCCGCGUCGGCGGAGGCGGCCCCGGCCACUACGGCUGAGGCAACCAUAUAA
Molecule: messenger RNA, 351 nt
Organism: Cladophialophora immunda
Lineage: Eukaryota; Fungi; Ascomycota; Eurotiomycetes; Chaetothyriales; Herpotrichiellaceae
Exons: 3
Coding region: 1-351 (116 amino acids)
Source: RefSeq, a predicted model, not a curated record